AUGCUGAAUUCCAUGCCCUUCCUCUCUGGGCUCAGUGAUGGCACUCUACCCGUCACGGCGGGGUGGAUUGCCCUGAUCUGGUACGCAUUCAUUCUGGCAGUUUGCGCCUUGGGCUAUUUCCAGAUAUGGAAUUAUUUCCUCAGCCAACCGCUCAAAUCCCCACUAGCGAACGCCGCCGACGCACCACACGUCACCGCCAUUCGGCCCGUCAAAGGCCUCGAGCCACACCUGUACGACUGCCUCGCCGCAACCUUCAGACAGGACUACCCGCACGACAAACUCACCAUCUGCCUCUGUGUCUCGGCUCGCGAUGAUCCCGCCCACCCCACGCUCCGCAAACUCAUCGCUGAUUUCCCCGAUGUCGACGCGCGCAUUCUCAUCGAAGAAGAGGAUCCGCUCCUACAAGACGACAAUGCGUACAGUCUCGGUCCGAAUCCCAAGAUCCGGAAUAUGAGCCGCGCUUACCGUGAAGCGAAAGGCGAUAUCGUCUGGAUCAUCGAUUGCAAUGUCUGGGUCGGAAAGGGCGUGUGUGCCCGCAUGGUGGACAGACUAUGCGGAACCGGUGCCACGCCAGGCAAAAAAUACAAAUUCGUGCACCAUCUGCCUGUGGCCGUUGAUGUGACGGGAGAAAAUAAUAUGCGGGCAGAGCGGCAGGCACUCCUGGACGCCAGUCAAGCCGCGGGCGAAGCUGCGAUGCCUUCUGUUCGUCCGGAAGAUGGGCCUGCGGCGAUGGUUUCUGCGGGAGGCGGUCGUCUGGAAGAGCUGUUUCUGUCGUCUGCGCAUGCAAAGAUGUAUACUGCUAUCAAUACGGUUCUUGUUGCGCCCUGCAUUGUGGGGAAGUCCAACAUGUUCCGUCGAUCACAUCUCGACUAUCUCACUAGUUCUCCGGCUGCACAGCAUGAAACUCGGCAUCCUGGCAUUGACUUCUUCUCUGAUAAUAUCUGCGAAGAUCAUCUGAUCGGUGAUCUACUUUGGAAAAAGCAGGUGCGGGAGGAGAAAGAACUACGGGAGCGAUGGGGGAAACAUGCAAUGGUUUUCGGCGAUUUGGCUAUUCAGCCUGUCGCCAAUAUGAGUGUGCCUGCAUACAUUGCCCGUCGGGUUCGAUGGCUGCGUGUCCGCAAGUUCACCGUUCUCCUCGCUACGCUCGUCGAGCCAGGUACCGAGUCCCUGUUGUGUACUCUAUACGGUGCUUUCGGUGUCACGACUGCAUUGGCCCCGCAUUUGGAGAAGAAGGGCAUCCAAUAUGCCUCGCACCUGGGAUCGUGGACCGCUUUUCUUGUGCUAUUUGCCUUGGGCAUGAUCUUCUGGAUCUUGGUUGACUGGACUUUGUAUAUCAAGCUGCAUUCCGCAAGAUGCAUCGAAGUAGAUGAUGACACGCCGUCUUUCGCACGUCCACAGCGAUACCGGUCUCAAACAACACGACGCCCGUUCAAACAGUGGUUCGCCGCCUGGCUCGGCCGUGAACUCCUCGCUCUGCCAAUCUGGGUUAGGGCCGUAUACGGCGGCGUAACAGUCGUCUGGCGAGACCGACGUUUCAAAGUUGGCUUCGAUGCCAAAGUCCGUGAAAUCGAUCCAGCUACCCCACCCACCGCAGCUUCAUCAACCGGAGUGGCAGGCAAGGUCCGCAGUGAUUGA
Messenger RNA from Penicillium brevicompactum, 1635 nucleotides. Its product is annotated as putative ceramide glucosyltransferase. The transcript has 2 exons. NCBI's taxonomy places the organism in Eukaryota, Fungi, Ascomycota, Eurotiomycetes, Eurotiales, Aspergillaceae. Gene Ontology annotation, cellular component: membrane. Gene Ontology annotation, molecular function: ceramide glucosyltransferase activity. Gene Ontology annotation, biological process: glucosylceramide biosynthetic process. The coding region runs from base 1 to 1635 and encodes 544 amino acids. The record is from RefSeq and is a predicted model, not a curated record.